UUCUCUCUUUCUUCAAGUUAGCUAUAGAGUCUAGGACUUAAAAUACUGACAUAAUGAAGGGAAGUGCCUUUUUUCUUUGAAUGUAGGAAGAGGAUUAGCAGUCUAUCAGAUCGCCAUUAAAGGGAGGGAACAGUUUUAGGGGAGAUCAGAGUGAAAACAUUGACAGCACCCUAAGGAUCUCCAUCUGGGAAUGGUCUCUGGUUCCAAAAGGAAGAAGGAACUUUCUAGGAAAGGUAAUCAAUUCAAUCAAGACCCUAGAAUAAGGCUUGAGAGGCCACCGGUGCCAACACACACUGUGGACGAUGGUCACUUCUCCAGGGACUCUAUAAAAAUCUGUCGUGAUAAAAGAGAUUCAGGGCAGAGGGAAACUCCACCACCAAGUGUGGUUCCAUUUCCCAGAGACGCCAAAUGGACAAGAAGCCUUCCACCAGGAAAGGUCCAGAUUUCUGUUCCUUACGCUAUGGGCUGGCCCUCAUCAUGCACUUCUCAAACUUCACAAUGAUAACCCAGCGAGUGAGUCUGAGCAUUGCAAUCAUUGCCAUGGUGAACAGCACCGAGCAGCACGGUCUGUCCAAUGCCUCUGCAGAGGGGCCGCCUGCACACACCCUCAGCAACCCCAGCAAAUCCAUCAAGGAAUUCAAUAGAGGGGCCUCUGUAUAUGAAUGGAGCCCAGAAACUCAAGGUAUCAUCUUUAGCUCCAUCAGCUAUGGAAUUAUAUUUACCCUUAUCCCAAGUGGGUAUUUAGCAGGGAUAUUUGGAGCAAAACAAAUGCUUGGUGCCGGUUUGCUGAUCUCCUCCCUUCUCACCCUCUUUACACCAUUGGCUGCUGACUUUGGAGUGAUUAUAGUUAUUGCAGUUCGGACAGUUCAGGGCAUGGCUCAGGGAAUGGCUUGGACGGGUCAGUUUACAAUUUGGGCAAAAUGGGCUCCCCCACUUGAACGAAGUAAGCUCACCAGCAUUGCGGGAUCAGGGGCAGCAUUUGGGUCCUUCAUCAUCCUCUGUGUGGGUGGCCUCAUCUGCCAGGCCUUAGGCUGGCCUUUCAUCUUCUACAUCUUUGGUAGCAUUGGCUGUGUCUGCUGUCUCCUGUGGUUCGCGGUGAUUUAUGAUGACCCUAUGCAUCACCCAUGCAUCAGUGUCAGGGAGAAGGAACACAUCGUGUCCUCACUGACUCAACAGUCCAGUUCCCCUAGACGAUCUGUCCCCAUAAAAGCGAUGGUGAGAUGCCUACCACUCUGGGCCAUUUUCAUGGGGUUUUUCAGCCAUUUCUGGUUAUGCACCAUAAUCAUAACAUACCUACCGACGUACAUCAAUUCUGUGCUCCAUGUUAACAUCAAAGAUAGUGGGGUUCUGUCCUCCCUGCCUUUUAUUGCUGCUUCAAGCUGUACAAUUCUAGGAGGUCAGUUGGCAGAUUUCCUUCUGUCCAGGAAUCUUCUCAGAUUAAUCACUGUGCGAAAACUCUUUUCAUCCCUAGGGCUCCUCCUUCCAUCACUGUGUGCUGUGGCCCUGCCCUUUGUGACUUCCAGUUACAUGAUAACCGUUAUUUUAUUGAUACUUAUUCCUGGGACGAGCAACCUGUGUGACUCAGGAUUUAUAAUCAACACCUUAGAUGUUGCCCCCAGAUACGCAAGUUUCCUCAUGGGAAUCUCCAGGGGAUUUGGGCUCAUCGCAGGAAUCAUCUCUUCCACUGCCACCGGAUUCCUCAUCAGUCAGGAUUCUGAGUCUGGAUGGAGGAAUGUCUUUUUCCUCUCGGCGGCUGUCAACAUGUUCGGACUGUUCUUUUAUCUCAUGUUUGGACAAGCAGAAAUCCAGAACUGGGCCAAAGAGAGGACUCUUACCCGCCUCUAAGGCUAUUGAGUUAUAAACUUAUAUACAGAACUGACUGUUAACUUUUCAGCAUUUUUAAUGUAUUGCCAUUCUUUCUUUGUAUUCUUGGCCACAUAUUCAGCAGUUCUCAACUGUGGCUAUGUGUUAGAAUUCCCUGGGUAGUUUCUAAAACUUACUGAUACCUGGACCCCAUCUGAUAGAUUCAGACAGAGUUGAAGGAGAGCCUAACUAAAACUAAUUUUUUGGCACUCCCCAGGGGUUUCCAACACACAGCAGGAUUGAGAACUGCUGGACUAAUGUAAAAUGUCAAUUCCUAUUGCCUUUGGAUUUUCCUUUUUAGAAGGUAUUAGAUAAAUAAAAAUCUAUGUGAAAAUAAUUCCUGCCAAAUACCUUCAUGAAGGUGGUUAUGGACAAAGAGAAAUUCUGCUGGGAAUUGUAGCCAUAUUACACAGUUUUGCACAGAGUAGAAUUCUAAGACUGUGAUCCACACAGUUGUUAUUUUACAUCUAGAUUUACUGUUUUUUUAAAUAAUUUGUAAAACAUGGAUAUUUAUUUAUGUAGCUAAAUUCUAUUAAAAUGCAUAUGCUAAAAUUAAAUAGACCAUUUUCAAAUUAUUUAGAUUAGGAGAAUCUUCACCAGGCAAACAUAUAUUUAUUUAUACCAGCUAAAUUCUCAUAGAUUAAUGACCAUAGAAUGGCCAGAAAGAGAUGAAAUGAAUGAGGUCAAAUAGAAACUGGAGAAGAGAGAAUACAGAAUUGGAAAACUUGUUGAAUGUAACAGGAGAGAGUGUGGACACUUCCAAGAGUGACAGUGAGAUAGUUCAGAUCAAAUAAUGAAAAGGGGAGAGAGAUGAAUGCUCCCCUUUCAAGUAUAAUGGAAAUUUAUAAGGAGAAGACAAGGUAUAACAAGAUACAGCAAGGCCUAGGAAGUUAUCACAUAUCAGAGAAGUUCCUUUAGAUGGUAAAAAAGAUCAUUUGACCUUCCUCAUAUUUUCACUAUUUUCCCAAGAUUUUCAAAUUAGUCAUCAUCAACCCCAAUUCCAGGAAAUAGCUUUAUUGUUCUUUCUGUUAGUGCCUUCAGAUAUCUUCUGUUGGAUUGCCCUUUCCUACUUCUGGACAAUAUCUCUCAACUGUUUUCAGUCCAAUCCAGUAUAAAUCAGAACUUCAAUCUUAUCUGACAAAGAGUGUGCACUGAGAAAUAUAAAGAACUUCAAACUAAAAAGAAAAAAAAGACAGAAAACAAUAGAAAAGUGGGCAAAAGACUUGAACAGAGUCUUCAUAAAGAGGUUUUCUAAGUGGUCCAUAAACAUAUAGAAAGGUGCUCAACCUCAUUAUUCAGUGGAGAAACGAAAAUACAGUGAGAUACCACCAUACACUUAACAGAACAGCUAAAAUGAAAGAAGAUGAAAAUCAGCAAAUGUUGGCAAGGGUUUGGAGCAACUGGAACUCUCAUAUGCUAUGAGUAUAAGUAUAAAUUAAUAAUUUGCAAAGCAGCUUGGCUAUACGUCCUAAAGCUAAAUUUACACAUUCCAAUAACUCAGAAAUUUCACUUAGAAUUGCAUGCAGAUGUUCAUAAAAAAAAAUUACAACAAUGUUCAUAAUAGCCCAAACUGAAAACAACUCAAUUAUUCAUCAAGAGAAGAAUGAGUAAAUAAAUUAUGAUAUGUUCAUACAGCAAUGAGAAUAAACAAACCACAACACACAACACGGAUGGAUCUCAGAAACACAAUGCUGAGCGAAAGAAAUAGCGUAUUUUUUCAAGUUUAUAUAGACCUUUAAAAAAUAACCAAAACUAAUCUAUCAUGUUAAAAAAAUCAAUUUAAUGAUUUCCCUUGAGCCAGGGGUGCAAGUAGUGAUGGGGGGAAAGGGGUGGCUCCUAGGGUGCUGAUAAUAUCAUACUUCUUGAUUUGGAUGCUAAUCAUAGUAGUGUGUUCUCUCUGUGAAAAAUGUACAUUGAUGAUUCUUACACUUUCAUAUAGGUAAAAAAUACAUUGCUAUUUUAAAAUUCAAUGCUAAUAGCAUUGAACUAUAAAAAUUUGUUACAACUGUAUUGUAAAAAUUUGUUACAACACUUAAAACAAAUUAAAUUUCAUCAAUUUAGAAGUUUUUCCUCUCCCUUUGGCCCAGUGGACCUGCCAUUGAGAAAGAGUCUUGGCUGUUUCUUUCAUGUUCUUUCUGGUCCUUUCCUACUUCUGGAUCCUCAGCAUCAGAGCAGGAGGGAAGGUAGUGGGACAAUGUAUGUUGUCAGCUUUGGGGCCAAGGCCAAAUUCACAAAGAACAAAAUCGAGGAGCUUCAGGCUUCCAAGAAAACAUGUCCCUGGAAACAUCAGUUGCCGUGGGAGGUAAGAACAACAAGGAUCCAGCAUGUCCAGGCUUUCUGAACAGUGGCUCUAAUUCAUCCUGGCAAGUAACUUCAAAAGCUAUCUUACCCCAUUUGAUGGUUUGAGGAAGAGUUGCCAUCCAUACUUCCUCAUGGCUUCAGAGAACAGAUGCAAUUGUGAGCUGAUAGGAAGCAUCUCUAAUCCAACUUUCCCAUCCCUAAAAAACUGGUUCUAACAUUAAUGGUAAUGCAAAUUAAUUCAUUUCUCUCAAGUAGCUUAUGGGCAUCUAUCUAGUGAUGAGAUGAUUUUCUUUCUCUCUUUUGACUUAAUAUUAUGAAUUGUAUCCAUAUAUUUCUUAAUGGUGAGGAAUAUUUUCUUUCAGUGUUCUUUUAAUAUACUGUACAAUUUGAUUUACUAAUAGUUUAUUUAGCACUUGGGCUUCUGUAUAGAUGUAUGAGAAUGGUCCUGUAUGUAUGUGUGUGUUUUGCAUGUCUUUAUCGUAUCUGGAGAUGAGGCUUAUGCCAAUUAAAAAAAAAAAAUGAAAUAAAGGGAAAUUUCCUUAUUCUCCAAUACUCUGAAAAAACUAA
This is a messenger RNA of Choloepus didactylus (southern two-toed sloth), 4731 nucleotides long. It is a transcript of the gene SLC17A2, whose product is annotated as solute carrier family 17 member 2. Gene Ontology annotation, molecular function: transmembrane transporter activity. The transcript is spliced from 12 exons. Bases 409 to 1845 code for a protein of 478 amino acids. The record is from RefSeq and is a predicted model, not a curated record. Lineage: Eukaryota; Metazoa; Chordata; Mammalia; Pilosa; Megalonychidae. Gene Ontology annotation, biological process: transmembrane transport; monoatomic anion transport.